Molecule: messenger RNA, 2297 nt
Organism: Daphnia magna
Lineage: Eukaryota; Metazoa; Arthropoda; Branchiopoda; Diplostraca; Daphniidae
Product: dual specificity protein phosphatase 10
Exons: 4
Coding region: 370-2028 (552 amino acids)
Biological process (GO): protein dephosphorylation; negative regulation of MAPK cascade
Cellular component (GO): cytosol; cytoplasm
Molecular function (GO): protein tyrosine/threonine phosphatase activity; MAP kinase tyrosine/serine/threonine phosphatase activity
Source: RefSeq, a predicted model, not a curated record
ACAGAUAUGUGUGUGGUUCAUAAACACAAACCUACACAACACGUUGGCCAUAUCGUGUGGGAUGUUGGUACAUAUGGCCGAUAGAUGGCCAACUGUCGUCUGUUACCAACCAUUCGCAAAGACAAGGAACCGCGCCGCGCCGUUGUGAAUCAGUCACAUUGAGCACGCCGUCGAGUACGGUUACAACAACGUGAAUCGUCAUCAACCUGUACUUAGAAUAAAUCACAUUAUUUUCUCAAGACUUUUGUGUUUUGUGUGUUUUGGUGUUUAUGUGUUGUUAAACUGACACAAGUGCACAACGUGCCCUGAUUAGUCAGAAAACAAAAGGAAUUUUUUGUUUGAAAAAAAAAAAGAGAAAUCUAAGACGCCAUGUUGCCCGAGCCGACAACGCGCUUAGAACGGAGCCACUUGAGGUUGACAUUCAACAGGAGUCUGAGCGAACCAGGCAGUACCGCUCCAUCCAGCACUAGCUCUUCCAACUCCAACAGUCAAGACCAUCACCUUCAAUUGCCAAUGAGUGACCAACGUCAGCAUCAAAAGAGACUCUACAUGCAAUUGCAGCAUCACCACAAUCAAGUUCAUUUGCAUCAGCACAGCAAGGCCUGUAGCUCUUUGGGUUCGAGUUCUCAGUCAUCAGUUUCAUCAUGCAGCACGUCGUCCUCGAUCUGUUCGAUCGACAAGGACGAAUUAGACGAAGAACAGCCCCUGCAGCCCUUAGUUUUAUUGCAACAACAGCAACAGUCACCGGCCAAACGAUGCUGUCUCGGUCUUCCGCUUUCCGUGAGUCUACCGUCCAGCCCGAGCUCGGAAAGUUCGUCCUUGCAAAGAGCCGUGAUGGCUAAACGGACUCGCAUCUACACGGCCGACCAGUUAGCGGCUAUCAAAUGGUCGAACAGUACUCCUACAUCGCCAACAACCGGCCAACCGGUAGUCAUCGUCGAUUGCCGGCCGUUUAUGGCCUACAAUGCGUCGCACGUCCGCGGUGCCAUUAAUCUCAACUGCUCGGACCGUUGGAACCGUAAGCGUCUGCAAACGGGCCGAGUGUCAUUGGCCGAUUUGGCCACCAGCCCCGAAGGCAAAGACCUGCUACGUCGCAGGACCGUGAAAGAAGUCAUCGUCUAUGACGACGGAGCUGUCGAUUGCGAACGUCUUCCGCCUUCCAGCACGCUCUACAUUGUCCUCUCCGCUUUGCUGGAUGACCACAAGGAACCAUUACUUUUAGCCGGUGGACAUUCUGAAUUCCAAAGACGUUAUCCGCACCUUUGCGAAAGUCAUCAGAACAUUUCCGGCGGAUCGACAAGUUCUCCUCUUUCAACUUCUUCCUGUUGUACAACAACGGCUGCCAGUAGUAGCAUGGCCGUGUCGCCGGAUGUGGAUUCCCACCCGACCACACAGAUUUUGCCCUUCCUGUACUUGGGUAACGGCAGGGACGCUUGUGAUUUGAGUAAACUCGACAGGCUGGGCAUUUCACGAGUGCUCAACGUCACGGCCGAUUUACCCUGCGAUGAGCACAUCGUUUCCCGAGGCAUUUUAUUCAAACAAUUGCCAGCCGCCGAUUCCGGCCAGCAAAAUUUACGACAAUAUUUCGACGAUGCAUAUCAAUUCAUAGACGCAGCUCGUUGUGGUAGCGGAUCGGUUUUAAUCCACUGUCACGCUGGCAUAUCCCGUUCACCGACCAUCGCCAUCGCUUACCUUAUGCGUCACGCCCAUCUGAGUUUGGUCGAGGCGUACACGAUGGUCAAGCAACGACGUCCCAUCAUAUCGCCAAACCUCAAUUUUAUGGGCCAAUUGUUGGAAUUUGAACAAGGAUUGCGAUCCGAUCCAUCAAUGGCUGCCACUAGCGAACAAGUGAAUUCUUUGUCGUCUUCGUCAUCGUCGGAUGUGACACCAUCAAGCACUUCCUCUUUGACCAAUGGCGACAUUAGUCCCGUCACUUCUUGCCGUCACUUACGUCAUUUACCGCCUUCACGCUGGGCGGCUCGUGACCAAUCUCCUUCCGAAAUGGAAUCAUCUAGCUGUCGUGUCUAAAUCAUUUUUUUUUUUUCUUAUCAGAAGUUUAAUUUAAAAUCAUUUAGUUUCUUUAUUUACUAUUGAAAAAUGUUUAUUGGGGGGAAAGAUCUCCCGUAAAUAUCUCUUAAUUCUUUUUGCUUGUGUUCGUCCUUCUCUUCCCUCUUUCGAUCGCCCUUUUUUUUUUUUCGUAUUCAAGUCAAAUUUAUGAUGCGUUCCUAGUCGAUGCAGCUACCCGUUUUGUUUGUCCACGCGGCUGAAUUUCUCAAAAAACCACAACAGUUUUAGAU